AUGUUGUCGCGCCUUUCUCUCGUGUCAUUGAGCCUCCUCGGCUUUUCUGCAUCUGCAGUCGCACAAUUAGCACCAGAGUUGGUUGUGUAUUGGGGCCAAUCGCCAUCGGAACGACCUCUCGCCGAUUACUGCAAACCGGGUGCCGGACCUGAUAUCAUCCCAUUGGCCUUCUUCUCCUCCUACCCAUCCACCGACUGGUUUGGCAAUGUCGACUCCUGCAACCUUACCACUAGCACCACGCAGUCUUCCGAGUGCAAAACCGUAGAGGAGGACAUCAAGUACUGCCAGUCGCAGGGCAAGAAGAUCAUGCUCUCCAUAGGAGGCGGAGGCGGAUCGGUCCAGUUCGACAACAUGACCUCCAUCCAAGACUUGGCGAACCAACUCUGGGGUAUGUUUGGACCUGUACAGGCCAACUACACCGGUCCGCGACCUUUUGGAACCGCAGUGCUAGACGGGUUCGACAUGGACAUUGAGAACCCGGACAGCGCCUUCUCGUACGCCUUCUUUGUCCAGGAGAUGAACCAACUCUUUGAGACAGAUCAUAGCAAGAAGUACUACAUGACGGGCGCGCCGCAGUGUAUUGUUCCUGACGCCAACAUGGGAGACAUGAUGUUCAACGGAAAAUUCGACUUACUUUACAUCCAAUUCUACAACACUCCGCAAUGCUCGGCCCGUGGCGCCAUCAGUGGUUACAACCCCAAGGAUGGAUCGCUGCAAUACUUCUCCUACGAUGCCUUCCAGGAAUUCAUCACGGUAUCCUUCUCGCAGAGCAAGGGAGCAAAGCUGUACAUUGGCUUGCCGGCUAGCCCCGACGCGGCUGACAAUGAUGAGAACUACUUUUUGACCCCAGAUGAGGCGGCAAAACUCAUCAACGAAUACAGAUAUCAUCCUGGUUUCGGAGGCAUUAUGCUCUGGGACGCUGGCUCGAGUGAUCAGGCGGUGACCAAUGGCUGCACUUACAGCCAGGAAAUCCAGUCCAUAUUGAAGACUGGAAGAGUCUGCCCUAAGAAAUACUAG
Messenger RNA from Trichoderma harzianum CBS 226.95, 1017 nucleotides. Its product is annotated as glycoside hydrolase family 18 protein. The transcript is spliced from 3 exons. Gene Ontology annotation, molecular function: chitinase activity. Gene Ontology annotation, cellular component: extracellular region. Gene Ontology annotation, biological process: carbohydrate metabolic process. Lineage: Eukaryota; Fungi; Ascomycota; Sordariomycetes; Hypocreales; Hypocreaceae. Bases 1 to 1017 code for a protein of 338 amino acids. The record is from RefSeq and is a predicted model, not a curated record.